AUGGAGAGGUCUGGGGAUCUUGGUGGCCACGGGAGGACUUCAACCUGCUCUAGACCAGGGCUUGCCAACUCAAUGCCCUGUCUUAUGCCGACGUCAUGGGAUUUCCAAAUGCUUGGCGCACCAUACGACGAUCCUCCCUUGCGCGGCGUGGUGUUUCUUGAUCGACUCGAGCCUGCACGACGUCUUUUCUCUGAUCUUUCUUGUUGCUGUGAUUGCAUUCCCUCUUUAAAAGGAAUGCUAGUUAAAAUGGCAGAUUUCAAAGUUUUUCAUUUCUUAAGUUUUGUAAUCAUUAGAAGAGAAAAGAGACAAGAAGGAGCUGAGAAAGAUGUAUCAUGUGCAAACAGCUGUCCUCAAAAGGGAUUCAAGCUCAUACACAAACAUAGGAUUAGAUUGCUUCUGAGCAAACAAUUUACUUGUGCUAACAAUAGUAAUUCUGAUGAUGAUAAAACUACUUUGAUGACUUUCAUCCCAAACAUUCUCAACAGGGAUCCUAGAAAAUAUCCAUGUCUUAUAACUCCUCAGAAUAACACAUUCGAUCCUGAGGUUAAUCGUUGUUUACUAAAUCUAGAGAAAGUUUUCCUGAAGAGGGCCACAACUCUUUUUUGCUUGGGGGCCGCUCAUCCUCCUAAGCUUCCGCCCCGUCCUCCGAAGUUCCUCCGAGCGACCACGCAGCGUUGUCGCAGGGGCCUCCCAACGUCGUUCUACCGUCCUCAUCAGAGGGACGGACACCCACCCUCCUCGCGCCUUCUCAGCGGCCGCCCCGCGGGUGUGCGGCCGCAGAUAGAUGAACAUUUUAUUGUUCUACAUAAAUCCCCGCAGCUUAAUAAAAUAGUCGUCUGCCGCUGUUCUACGCUUCACAAACCAACUGCCCGUGGCCGUGAGAAGCCUAUCUACAUUCCAUUGGACAUCUAGUCGCCAAAGCAAGUCCUGUUAGCGUAUUUCAAGACGUAUCAUUGGACAACAUUGACAGAAGUUCUGAAAACAAAAUGGCUACUGUUUCCAAUAAAGUGUUAUACAUUCAACCGACUGAUCUAAAGUGAUUCAAAUGUUGCACUACAGAACUGUCAUUAACUGAUCAAUGUAUCUGCAACUCGGGAGGAAGGAAGAUGUAUUUGCUCUGUGUGUUGUAUAGAACGUUUCCACGCUAACCUGUAUUACAUUCUAUGAUAGGUGGGUCAAAUAGAGGGUAAAAUAAAGGGUGAAAU
Molecule: messenger RNA, 1205 nt
Organism: Gryllus bimaculatus (two-spotted cricket)
Lineage: Eukaryota; Metazoa; Arthropoda; Insecta; Orthoptera; Gryllidae
Source: the annotation of a GenBank genome assembly